Molecule: messenger RNA, 1581 nt
Organism: Syngnathoides biaculeatus (alligator pipefish)
Lineage: Eukaryota; Metazoa; Chordata; Actinopteri; Syngnathiformes; Syngnathidae
Gene: il15ra
Product: interleukin 15 receptor subunit alpha
Exons: 6
Coding region: 77-820 (247 amino acids)
Biological process (GO): interleukin-15-mediated signaling pathway
Cellular component (GO): plasma membrane
Molecular function (GO): interleukin-15 receptor activity
Source: RefSeq, a predicted model, not a curated record
UGAAAAGUGAAAGUUAGGAGGAUGUUUGCUUGGCAUUGGCAGCCGGAUCUCUUGUGAUUUCCUGUCGACUAGUCAAAUGGCUUUGAGCUCACUUUUGCUUGACGUUUGCGUCACGAUGGUGUGCGUACUCGGCUCGACGCGCUGCUCCGAUGGGGACCAGAACGAGUGUCCGUGCUCGGGAAUCCCGCGGUGGCCUCUGACUGAACCCCCGCCGGAAGACUGCCACCAGCUCAACAGGACUUUCCGCUACACCUGCCUCAAAGGCUACGUCAGGACGGCGGGCACGUCCAACCUCAUCAAAUGCAAACCCGGCAGUUCCCGCUGGUCCAAUCCCACCCUCAAAUGUAAACUGGACCCCAGAGGCGCCACCCACGACGCUCCCGACAGCACGGACGCAGCUGAGCCCGCGCUGGACCUGGAGAGGAAUUCCCCAACGAGAGACGCUGUCACCGGGAAUGUGGAGAAAAACACGACGUUGGAGCCCACGCAUUCAUUGAGAAAUGGAUUACAUGACAACGCUUCUCUUUUAGCAGACGGCUCCUACAUGGGUGCUGGGUUUUUAUCACCGGCAGGACCCGGCACAACCACCAUCGCGGUCGUCAGCGGCGUCUCGAUCGCCGUCGUGGCUCUCGUCGGAAUCGGCCUCCUCCUCCACAAAAUGCAUGAGCUGUGGGCCAUGACCGAAAGAACAAGAUCCCGGAUACAAGCGGCCGAAAUGAGUUUCCUCCGCAGGGUGUCCGGGCUCUCUCUUAGAGAUAGGGUGAGAAGCUCGGUCAUCCGGGAGGGCCUCAAGUGUCGAACCGCUGCUCCUCCGCAUUGAGAGGAGCCAGAUGAGGUGGCUGGGGCAUCUGGUUCGGAUGCCACCCGGACGCCUUCUUGGUGAGGUGUUCCGAGCGCGUCCCACCGGAAAGAGACCCCGAGGAUGACCCAGGACACGCUGGAGAGACUGUCUCUCGGCGAGCUUGGUAACGCCUCGGGAUCCCUCCGGAAUAAGUGGUUGGGGAAAGGGAAGUCUGGGUAUCCCUGCUGAAGCUACUUCCCCCGCGACCCGACCCGGAAAAGCGGUAGAUAAUGGAUGGAUGUGUCUAUUUUUGAAAUAAAUGGAAAAAAAAGAAUCCCACAAAGUUGCCUGUAAUUUUGUGUAAUUGAAAAUGUGAUCUCAAGAUGUGUAUCAUUUUUGAGACAUAAAGCAUAUUGCACAUUUCUCCAUAAAGCCUUAUUCAAAAUUGAUUUAAUCACCCCCCUCAGGCUAAAAAUGCAAGACAUCACAUGUAGAAUAGUAAUCCUGUCUAUUCUCUGUAUUAAUUAAAAACUCACCUAUUUGUGUUCAUUUAACCGACAUGCUCUUAUCCACAGAACAAUUCACCUAUUUUAUUUUGUGUAGUCUGGGUUGCGAGUGAAUGUCAGGAGAGUCUCCGCAGAUGUGCAUGUACACGAGCGCUUCCAGAGGACCGCAAUUUAUUUUAUUUUAUUUUUUUUUUUAUGACACUGGUGUUUUUGAUUUACUCAGCAACUUUCAAUGACCCGCGGUUCCAAUUUCUGUCUUGCCGAUUGCGAAAUGUCCCAUCGUGUCAUCGUCAC